Messenger RNA from Macrobrachium nipponense, 3241 nucleotides. RefSeq lists its product as uncharacterized. Lineage: Eukaryota; Metazoa; Arthropoda; Malacostraca; Decapoda; Palaemonidae. Gene Ontology annotation, biological process: G protein-coupled receptor signaling pathway. The record is from RefSeq and is a predicted model, not a curated record. Bases 58 to 2184 code for a protein of 708 amino acids. Gene Ontology annotation, molecular function: vasopressin receptor activity. The transcript is spliced from 8 exons. Gene Ontology annotation, cellular component: membrane.
AAUCAACAACAACAAUGGACGCUCUCGAGAUCUUCGACGUCCAGGCCUCAGCCGCUGAUGAGUCCUCCUUGCCGGGGGCGUGAAGGCCCGCAGGAAGUACGCCCAAGGGAACGGCAACUGGCUGGAACACGCCUUCAACGACAGCGACUGCCUCUACGGCUCGGCCGCCCCCGACUGCCACUUGAACGCGUCCCAGGCCGCAGCGCUCCCGAACGUCACGACGUCCCUUCAGCCGCCCUGAACAACACCGGCACGGGCGGCGGCGGCGGCGGCGGCGGCAUGACGACCCUGCCCCCGCACCUACGCUUCGACGAGCGCUCCAUCAACGACAUCGCCGCUUACAGCGUCCUCUUCGUCAUCGCCGCCAUCGGCAACCUGACGGUGUUCAUCACGCUCUUCAGGAACAGGCACAGGAAGUCCCGGGUCAACCUGAUGAUCAUGCACCUCGCGGCGGCCGAUCUCAUGGUCACGAUGAUCAACUUCCCGAUCGAGGUGGGUUGGAGGAUCACCGUCCAGUGGCUGGCUGGGAACCUGGCCUGCAAACUCCUGAACUUCCUCAGGGCCUUCGGGCUCUACCUGUCUUCCCUGGUGCUCGUCUGUAUCAGUCUCGACAGAUAUUUCGCCAUCGUCCAUCCGCUGAAGGUGAACGACGCCCAGAGAAGAGGGAAGAUGAUGCUCUCGUUCGCCUGGUCGAUAGCUGCCGUGUGUUCUAUACCGCAGCACUUUAAGCAGUGCGUGACGUUCUACUUCUUCGAAACUCCUGUAGAGGAGAGGACCUACAAUGUCUUCUGUCUCGUGGUCAUGUACUUCCUACCCCUCCUGAUCAUCAUCGUCGUGUACUUCAGGAUCCUGUGGGAGAUCUCGCAGAAGUCCAAAGGACAAGAGAGCAGCAGCAGCAACUGCGGGAACCGCGAGGGGCGUGUGCGCCUGCGCAGGAGCGACAUGACCAACAUAGAGAGGGCUAGGGCCAGGACCCUCAAAAUGACGGUCAUCAUAGUGUUGGCCUUCAUCAUAUGUUGGACGCCCUACGUCGUCAUGGUGCUAUGGUACAUGUUCGACAAGCAGGGAGCAGAGCAGGUUCAGACGUCCUUCCAAGAUGCCCUCUUCAUCAUGGCAGUCAGCAACAGCUGCGUGAAUCCCAUCGUCUACGGUACCUACACCAUCAACCUGCGUAAGGAGCUCAACAGGUGUUUCGGCCGGAAGUCCAAGCCUCCGGUUCUGGCCCGGAAAUCGACAGUGAUGACCACACAAGAUGGGCGUGGCUCCAAGUUGCAACUAAGAGGUAGUCUCUCUGCCCUGCACCAAGAUGAAAUCCCAGGCUCUACAGCCAUGCGGACCACCGUCACAGCCCAGCUGAGCAGUUCUAAAACUCUCAAGAUGUCGACGCAGACUCAGGUCCUCCCAACCAACGGGUCUACUCGCACCAACUCCAGGAGGACCAACAAUAACUCCAGUAGGGAGUCCCCUACCCAGUGUCUCAGGCCCCUCCCGCCAUCCCCACCCCCGACAGUCUCCUCCUCGUCAUUCCAGGUGUCGCCAUUCUCGUCGUCCACGAAGCUCAACUUGGAGCUCCGUGGGUCCCCAACCCACCCCCACCACCACCAGCAGCCGGCCUCAAUGGCCUCUGGCUGUGUCAUGCUGGAGAUUGAGGUGGAUGUCGACGAUACUCUGAAUAAGGGCAUUCCAGUCACUCCUCCUCCUGUUCCUCCUGAGGACGGGAGGUCAUCAGCGGUGGCUGCUGCUGCAGCAGCGGAGGGCUAUCCAGCCAAACCCUCAUCGGCCGGGGAUGACGCCCCGUCAGCGACGCGCCUCCCGUACUUCUGCUCAUCCUCCUCCUCUGGAAACACCCGGAAGUACAACAUCCACGACAGCGUACCCUUCGAGAACGUCCAGCUGAAGUCGUUCUCCCAGAUGAAGGGGACGCCCAUGUUCCAGCCCAAGUUUCCGGACCACGUGCAAGAGUCCGCCGCCACCGCGGAGGAGCCUGGAACAGUGGCUAUCCACCGAAAGCUGUCAGCUGAUUCUGGGGUGUUCUUCGACAGCAAGCAGAGGAGGAAGCAGACUAGCCAGUUCAUUCGCGAGCUCUCUGGUCAGAGUAGCAGCGAUGGAGGUCGUCACUUGGCCUCCUCCAGGCACUCUAGUAUCGAGAUGAAGUGCAUCAACCCUUUGAACAACUUAGUUUGAAUCAAGCAAUACUCUGGCAGCGGUUUCCGGUGACCGAGAUUUGAGACAGACUCCUGACGAACAGUCUUAAACAAUCUAACGAAUGUGUUCGGUUUCCGUGUCGUCACGAUGUACAAUCUAUGAAAUCCUCAGCUUUUUUUUAUAUAUGAUGUGAUUUUUUAAACAUAUCUUAAUAUGGUUCUCUGUUCGUUCUUCGACUUAAUCGAUUUAGUAGUUGCAGAGAGACGGUGCUUUCCAUUACUACGAAACGAAGAGAAGACUUUGGCGUACUGUGCAUGAUUUGAUCUUGGCGUGACCGUCUUGUUGUGAUGUGAAAGCCAUAUAGAAUGUAACGUUGUUGCUCAAAACUCAUAUCAAUAGUUAAAUAGCGAUUUGAAAUUUCAUUUCUUAAGCGAAAUUUCUUUUCGUAAACAUGUCGUCAACUUGUUGUGCACACAUGAAAAAAAAUAUUGGAUACAAGUUGACAACUGGUUUAUUCUCUUCACACGACUACCAUAUAUUUGCCAAAGAUUUGUUCCCCUAUAUUGGCGUCGACUUGUGUUCAACCUGUGUGUGACAUGUGGGCAAUAAGUUUCCAACAAGUGUUUACACCAUGUUGACAGUAGUGUGAAUGCAUUCUAAGUUUUGGUGGGAUAAUUUCAAAGUGAAAUGGUACUGAAUCAAACAUUCCAACAUAUGAGAGAUGUCAUGUGCACACAAACAGUUGUACUGGUGUGUAGAAGUGCAGAAAUAUUUUUGCACAAAAAUGACUGGUGGAUAGCAAUUUAGAAGAAAUGUAUGUUGAAAAGUGAGGAAAAAUGUGUUAAAGAUGAUUUUAAAUAGAGAACGAAAGCAGUUUGGUACUUGCUACUCCUCAGAGGUUUUGGACAAGAAAUUUGAUCUUCAGUUUUUACAGAAAAAUACUUAAAAAGGAAACCUGAACUUUGUUUUGUACAGAAAUACAAUUCAGGAUUAUGGACAUUAUCUAAGUUGCUCAAGGGAGGUGUAUGUUCGUGAUUGUUUUAGAAGCCAUUAGAAGGAAAUACUGUUCAUGUAAAAGAGUAAGUGAUGGCUUGAG